Molecule: messenger RNA, 195 nt
Organism: Echinostoma caproni
Lineage: Eukaryota; Metazoa; Platyhelminthes; Trematoda; Plagiorchiida; Echinostomatidae
Source: the annotation of a GenBank genome assembly
GAAACAACGCAUCGUCUGAUCGAUUCCCGAGACCCGGAGCUUUUGGUCGCCCAAUUGCAACGGGAAUGUGAUGAGGUGACGCAAACAAAUGAUCAGUUGGCCUUGGAACUGAUGCAGUUACAACAACAUCGGAUCGCACUGAAAAUCCUUCUGGAGCGACUAAUGCCACUGGAAGCUGCCGGUUGUCCUUGCUAA